Messenger RNA from Hemibagrus wyckioides, 1965 nucleotides. RefSeq names its product FOS like 1, AP-1 transcription factor subunit b (gene fosl1b). Gene Ontology annotation, cellular component: nucleus. Gene Ontology annotation, molecular function: RNA polymerase II cis-regulatory region sequence-specific DNA binding; DNA-binding transcription factor activity, RNA polymerase II-specific. Bases 198 to 803 code for a protein of 201 amino acids. Gene Ontology annotation, biological process: regulation of transcription by RNA polymerase II. NCBI's taxonomy places the organism in Eukaryota, Metazoa, Chordata, Actinopteri, Siluriformes, Bagridae. The transcript is spliced from 4 exons. The record is from RefSeq and is a predicted model, not a curated record.
GAAUCACGUGCUUUUACUUCAUCCCGGUAGGAGCGCGUGCAGUCGUUUGAAUUCAGCCCGUGGCGCGAGGGAUCUCAAUUCAGGGAUUAGAAAGAGAGAGGAUGGAAAUAUGCGAUUUUAGGAGGGGAAAAAAACAACCUGGUGGUCUAAAUGACUGGUUUUGACUGUCAUGAUAAUCUUGGAGAACUUUUGGAGAGAUGUAUCACAGCCACGGGAGUGCAGGUUUCACUUACGGACUUUAUACUGACAUGGCAGCUCGACUGGACCUGAACACCACCACCCACAUGCACAAGAAAAUCACAGAUCUGGUCACAUCCAGCUCCACUGCUGACUCGGUCACCUCCAGGCCAGAUGAUGAGUGGCUUCUCGAGUCUUCUGUAGUCUCAGAGUCUCUCGUCUCAGAAACAGAAUGCACCUGGGACACCAUGGCCUCAUUUCUGCCCUCUUCACUGCCAAACUGUCCAUGUCUCCUAUCACAGUGUUUUGGUCCAGAGCUGCUCCUUUCUGGGACACGAGAUAGAUCUCAGGAUCCAGAGAGAGAACCCAGCAGUCAGCGUACGUCCGUCGAGGAGUGUGAGAGGAGGCGAGCCCGCAGGGAAAGGAACAGAAUAGCGGCAGCUAGAUGUCGGGAUCGUCGACGCAUGCUUACGGACACGUUACAAAACGAGACUGAGCAGUUGGAGCGUGUGAAGGCUCAACUGGAGGCAGAGAUUGCUGGGCUGGAGAGAGAGAAAGAAAGGCUGGAGUUAGUUCUAGAGGCUCAUAAGCCUGCCUGUAAGAUGGAUGGCUCUAAUCCCGAAUAGCCCUCGACCCUUCAGAACUGAGUCUGCAGGUUCAGAUCAGUCCUGACAGCUGACAUUUUUAAGAAAGCUGGAAGGGGAAUCAUGUUACCAUGUUAAACACAAGUAACAUUAUAUUUUGCAUGUUGUUUACAAAUAGUACUGAAUAGUACGAUUUAAGUAGAAGUUUACUUUUGAAGAAAUCCUAUUUUUCAGUCUAAAAGGUUUAGAAAAGUUAAAUCAUCAAAAUAUUAGCCACCUCAGUGAAUAUGAACUUGUAUUAUUGGGCCAGCAUGGGCCUGACUUAGAACAGCCCAUAAAGAGAUAUAUGUCUAUUUUUAGUGUUCUUAAUGUUUUUCGUAGACUACACAUUUACCUGUGUCCAUUUUUUACAUCUACACUAUAUUGCCAAAAGUUUUGGGACGUCUGCCUUUACAUGCACAUGAAUGUAAUAUGGAGUUGCCCCGCCCUUUACAGCUAUAACAGCUUCAACUCUUCUGGGAAGGCUUUCCAUAAGGUUUAGGAGUGUGUUUAAGGGAAUUUUUGACCAUUCCUCUAGAAGCACAUUUGUGAGGUCAGACACUGAUGUUGGACGAGAAGGUCUGGCUCACAGUCUCCGCUCUAAUUCAUCCCAAAGGUGUUCUAUGGGGUUGAGGUCAGGACUCUGUGCAGGCCAGUCAAGUUCCUCCACAGCAAACUCACUCAUCCAUGUCUUUAUGGACCUUGCUUUGGUCACUGGUGUGCAGUCAUGUUGGAACAGGAAGGGGUCAUCCCCAAACUGUUCCCACAAAGAGCAUGAAAUUGUCCAAAAUGUCUUGGUAUGAAGCUGAAGCAUUAAGAGUUCCUUUCACUGGAACUAAGGGGCCGAACCCAACCCCUGAAAAACAACACCUGAAUUCAAUGAUUUGGAGGGGUGUCCCAAAACUUUUGGCAGUAUAUUGCAUUCAUCUAUUAAAACUCUUUUACUCCAGCCAUAAACCUUUACAAAAAAUGCUUAAUUUCAAUGGUUUUGUGCUCACUGGGACCAAAUUGUAGGCCCUCUGUCUUGCCUAGUGCUGGAAAAAUAAAACCUUUACAGAUGCAUAAUCACAAUAAAGAAUACCUUCUACAAAUUGUGGAACAUAACCCAGAUGUGGCCAGUAAAGUCUGUCGAUGAAACACAAUAAAGAUACUUAGUUGAUGCAUU